GCGGCGAGUAUUCGCUUCGUUUGAGCUCCGACACUCUACGUAGAGACUGGCAAUAUGAUAUUCGUCGACGAUGCUGUCAUCGGUAUCAAGGACCCGCGCGAGUACCGACACCUGCGGGUGCUGCGGACCUCGCUGAGGUUGCUGGGCGCCUGGCCCGGACACUACCUGGGCGAGGAGACCGGCUCCAAGUACGAGUGCGCGCCCAUGUUCCUGCUCAUGUUCAUCAAGAUCGCCUGUCUGUACCUCACCAUUGUGUACCUCAGGAACAACGCAGAUGUCCUGGGCUUCUUCGAGCUCGGUCAUGUCUAUCUCACCAUAUUCAUGACUUUUGUGACGCUGUCUCGCGGAUUCUCCCUUACUUGGAAUCCUAAUUAUCACAAAGUGGUGAAAAAGUUUAUAACUGAGAUGCAUUUAUUAUACUUUAAAGACAACUCGGAAUACGCGAUGAAGACUCACCGGAGGGUGCACAAGAUCUCCCACUUCUACACGGUCUUCCUGAAGGUCCAGAUGAUCGCGGGGCUGACCUUGUUCAACGUGAUCCCGAUGUACAACAACUACAGACAAGGAAACUACGCGAGCGACCGGCCCGCGAACAUCACCUACGACCUCUCCAUUUAUUACGAAACCUUUGACAUCUUGAACACCCCAAACGGAUACAUUUUCAUUUGUGUGUUUAACUGGUUCGCUUCGUAUAUUUGCUGCAGCUUCUUCUGUUCCUUUGACCUGAUUCUUUCUCUGAUGAUAUCCACGGUAUCCGGUCAUUUUAGAAUUUUGAUCCACAACUUGCUUACGUUCCCACUGCCUGAGGCGAUAACCGCUUCAAAGAAGUUUGUAGAUAAGCACAGAUGUAAUGGCAAUAGGUCAGAAUUUGUCUUAGAGGAAGCUAAGCUGUACUCACCUGCAGAAAUGUGGCAAGUCACCGAUCGACUGCGGCAGUGCAUCGACUAUCAUCGGAAACUCGUCGAGUUCACGGGGGACAUAUCGGAGGCAUUCGGUCCAAUGCUGUUCGUAUAUUACUUGUUCCACCAAGUGAGCGGGUGUUUGCUGCUUCUCGAAUGUUCACAGUUGAAUACGGCGGCCUUGGUUCGCUACGGAGUACUGACCGUGGUACUGUAUCAGCAGCUCAUCCAGCUCUCCGUGAUCGUCGAGUCCGUCGGGACCGUGACGGGGCGGCUGAAGGACGCCGUGUACGAGGUGCCGUGGGAGUACAUGGACACGAGCAACAGGAAGACGGUGGCUAUAUUCUUGAUGAACGUGCAGGAGCCGCUCCACGUUAACGCACUCGGCCUCGCCAAAGUAGGCGUGCAGUCGAUGGCCGCGAUCCUGAAAACAUCAUUUUCCUACUUCACUUUCCUUCGUACCGUGUCCGAAUGAGCCGCACACCGCACGCCGCACGCCGCACACCGCACACCGCACGCCGCACGCGCCGAUAACUUGACCAGCAGCUAGCAGUAGUGCAGCAAUCUGUUGUACGAGUAGCUACGAGUGUAGUGCGUGACGUGACGUGCCUUGCUAAACGUAUUCAAUUUAUAGCACUGUUAGAGCUCAUUCUUUGAGCAACUAUUUUUUCACUAUAUAGUUACAACACAAGAAUAAUACAAUUGCUUGUUUUCAGUUCAGCGAACAUUUAACUGUAGUGUUGUGGUUUGAUUUGUUGUGAAUUGAGUUGCGAUCGAUUGUGACGUCCCGACGAGUAGAUCAUCGAGCCUGACGUGGGACUACGGCGGCGGCGGCGGCGGCGGCGGCGGCGGCGGCGGUCGCUUGAUGUUGUCUUGAAGGGCCCGUGCUGCCGGCGUCGGUCGAUUACCAAAUUAGUUAAUGUAAUUUUUAGCACUCGUUGAACUGAAUUGCAUUUUCUUUCGAUAAUAAAUAUAAAAAACACA
This is a messenger RNA of Bombyx mori (domestic silkworm), 1883 nucleotides long. RefSeq names its product olfactory receptor 3 (gene Or-3). Gene Ontology annotation, cellular component: plasma membrane. Gene Ontology annotation, molecular function: olfactory receptor activity; odorant binding. Gene Ontology annotation, biological process: sensory perception of smell; detection of chemical stimulus involved in sensory perception of smell. NCBI's taxonomy places the organism in Eukaryota, Metazoa, Arthropoda, Insecta, Lepidoptera, Bombycidae. The record is from RefSeq and is marked provisional.